Molecule: messenger RNA, 231 nt
Organism: Mesorhabditis belari
Lineage: Eukaryota; Metazoa; Nematoda; Chromadorea; Rhabditida; Rhabditidae
Source: the annotation of a GenBank genome assembly
AUGAGUCGGACCAAGAGAUGGAGAGAUGGGAAUUAUGAUCUCCAUUUCUCGGAAAGCUCUUUGAAUCUUGAGACUGGGGGAACGAUUAUGGAUUCUUGGGAUUACGGGUCGAUCUUGUGGGUAGCCACUGGGGAACGAUGUCUUGGCUUUGAAGUGGAAAGUGCCGGAAUCAUCGAGUGUGCUUGUGCUGCUCCACAACUUGCUGUCGACAACUUCCGAAAAUUCGUUAAA